This is a messenger RNA of Drosophila mojavensis, 2263 nucleotides long. RefSeq lists its product as uncharacterized. NCBI's taxonomy places the organism in Eukaryota, Metazoa, Arthropoda, Insecta, Diptera, Drosophilidae. The coding region runs from base 40 to 1842 and encodes 600 amino acids. The record is from RefSeq and is a predicted model, not a curated record. The transcript is spliced from 2 exons.
UGAAAAAAAAAAAAAAAAAAAAAAAAAAAAAAAAGGAAAAUGGCGUCGCACGCCACUUGUAAUUCGUCUAUUGAUCAUCAAACAGGGGACUCAUCACUGGAUGGAAGCCUGUCUCGUCCUGGCACAGACUGCUCCCCCUCUGUCUCGACUUGGGACAACUCCUCUCUAACAGGUUCCUCUUCCAUCAUCCAUGGGGGUGCUAGCGAUAGCCAACACGUUUCCAGCGAUCCACAGCCAUCAAACAUCACGUUCCAUAAACCAGCAGACGACAGUCAACCCCCGCUCCUCCCGCCAAAUGAACCAGAAACUACUGCAUCCAUACAGGAAGCCCGAACUCCGACGCCAAGUAGCGCGCCAAAAGUGACGCCCACGCAAAUUUUACCGCCAUUACUACUGUCAAAAACCAUGACGUCACAGCCAUCAAAGUAUGUACACCGCGCCAAGUCGCCAUCUUUCCUGCCAAAAAUGACAGCAUUACAACAACCACAGCAACGUAUAAUGCCAAAAUUGCUGUCAAACGACUCCAUUGCAAAUGCAAAAGAAAAUUUGGCGCCAAUUUUGCCGCCAAAUAACACAAUCAAUAAAAUAGCAACACUAACGCCAAGCUCUGAGCAGCCUCCAGUCAUCAACCAACAACUUAAUAUAACCUAUUCUGAUCCACCAACCACACCAAUACUAAAAGAUCCCUGUUACAUCCAUAAAUUAAAAAACACAGUGAUCACUAAACACACAAACUCAAAAAGCCUCAAACGAAAAAUUUCAAUGAGCCUGCAGCAACGUAACCCCAAACGCCCCAUACACUCUCCAACUGAUAAAUUAUUUAAUAAUAAUAAUAUCACAAACCCUAUUGUAAAACUACAAGACUUUGCUAAAGUUAUCAUCAAAACUGCAAUUCAUGCAGCAAAUGACUGCAAUGAACUCAUGGACUUUGAGACACACACUAACCCAAAUGACAGUCCAGACACGGGCAGACAAAAACUAGAUGACUCAAACAAUAUACUCGUCCACACAAAUACCCAGCAUACUCAACUGCUAGACCACCCUCAAGAAGAUAUUCAGCCCAACCUGCCGCAAAGCUCAAAAAUUCCAUCCCUCUUCCUCCCAAAUGUUACCGAAAUCCAGCCACUACUAGAUACAAUAAACAAGCUACCUGGCGUUGGCAGCUACACUACCAAGGUAGCACAAGACAACGGGAUCAGAAUCCAAUGUGAAAACAUUUCCACAUACAAUGCCAUCAGUGCCCUUCUGCAAGACAAACAAAUUCACAAUCAUACCUACCAGCUACGCAAAGAUCGCGGAUACCGCAUAAUAAUACGCCAUCUCCAUUACUCCACACCAUAUGACUGGAUCCGCGACCAGCUCAAAGAACUUGGUUACGUAACUCGACAUGUAAGUGUUAUCAAACACAGAACCAGAAACGAGCCAAUGAACAUUUUUGAAGUUGAACUGGAGCCUCGAUUGGAUGGUGGACAUGAAAAAAUACUUACAUUAACUGAACUAGGACAUCAAAAUAUUGCCGUUGAAAAACAACUCAGACGCAUUGAUCCACUACAGUGUCAUCGCUGUCAAUCAUUUGGACACAGCAAAAACUACUGUCGUAGACCCUUUGUAUGUCUAAAAUGUGCAGGACCCCACGCUACCACUACGUGCGCCAAAACAAUAGACGCAGAUGCCAAAUGUGCGAAUUGUGGUGGCAAACAUGUUGCUAGCUACAAGGGCUGCCCGGCUUUCAAGAGUGCACAGAAUAAACUGAUAGCACUCCGUGAACCCGAUAAUAGACAACACAUACAGUCACAGCCCUCACCACAGCAAGUACCACUAGAUUCACCUAAUUUACCCUAAUUUACCACCUAAUUUUAAAGUAAAUCAACAAACGCCACAGCCACAAAUCCAGCCGCUGCAACAAUAUACCAUCAACAAAACAACUAAACCACAGUAUACAGCACAACACAACAUCCACCCAACACAACUAAAUAUCAACUUAGCUGACACUGCCAAGGUUAAACCCACAAUGCUUCGCAAUCCUGCUGAAAGGCAUCUAAACAACUUUAAAAACAAAUUAUUGGCCGAGCAGCACCAAAAACAACAAAACGAGGAACUUCAACGCCACCAAAAUCAGCAGCAACAGCACAUGGGAGACCAGCCUCUCAUACGAGCACUGGAGAGCAACGUACGGACUGCAAACGAAAUGAGCAGCAAGAUUGACAAUCUACUAAAUGCACUGUACUCCCUUUGUAUCCCAACUCCCAAACCAAACUAAUUA